Staurois parvus is the source of this 286-nucleotide messenger RNA. The record is from the annotation of a GenBank genome assembly. NCBI's taxonomy places the organism in Eukaryota, Metazoa, Chordata, Amphibia, Anura, Ranidae.
UGGCUUCCGAUUUCUUAGACUAUAGAGAUGAUUGGCACCAUUCUGGUCUCCAAUCAGCUGUAUGGUCAGCUGGCAGAAAUACCGACUGUAUUCUCAGGUUCCCCCAAUGGCACAGGACUGCCCGGGAAGGCCAUGGAAGGCAGCGGGGGCAUCUUCUGUCGAUGCUUGUAACUGCAGCUGUAGGCAUCAUCCUGGUAUAACCACUCAAAGUCCAGUGAUGUACCAGUAUGUCGCUGGUCCUUGUUGGGUGUAUAUGCUAUGUUCUUUUUUUAUAUGCAGCCUGUGG